AUGGACUGUCCACCGAUACCGCGCACCUGGUUACUCGCACCGUUGCCAAAGAAACCAGAGAAGCGUCCAGUCGGUCGACCCAGUAAAAAAACACGUCUGGACGAUGACACAAAUGUAUCAACAACCGAUGUCACCAGUAACGACCAUACCCUGCAGACUGCUCAAAUUAGGACGACACCAUCAACAUUGCAGUCACCGGCAACAAAGAAAAGGGGCGUGUAUAAGAGAUAUUCUAUACAGAAACGUAAAUGCGUAUUAGAAAAGGCAAGUGUAAUUGGUUUCAAUGCGGCUGCCAGGUUGUACAAUAUUCCACCUUCCACUUUGAAGACGUGGAAAAAGUACACAUUUGAUUCAGCUCGACUUACCAAAGCUGGUCGACGUAUUGGUAGCGGUCGCAACAUCUCAUACCCGAGAGAGAUGGAUGAGCAGAUUUUAGCUUGGGUCCUCGAGCAACGAGACUUAAAGUUACCUGUAACGAUAGACGCGAUACGUAUCUACGCACUCCAGCUAGUACGACCAGUGCAGCCCGACUUCAAAGCAUCGAAAGGAUGGUGUCAACAAUUCAUGCAACGCCACGACCUCGUCCUGCGCUCCAAAACUUGCCUGCAAAUUUAG
Molecule: messenger RNA, 615 nt
Organism: Saccoglossus kowalevskii
Lineage: Eukaryota; Metazoa; Hemichordata; Enteropneusta; Harrimaniidae
Product: pogo transposable element with KRAB domain-like
Source: RefSeq, a predicted model, not a curated record